Molecule: messenger RNA, 5351 nt
Organism: Leopardus geoffroyi (Geoffroy's cat)
Lineage: Eukaryota; Metazoa; Chordata; Mammalia; Carnivora; Felidae
Gene: PXDNL
Product: peroxidasin like
Exons: 23
Coding region: 542-4846 (1434 amino acids)
Biological process (GO): response to oxidative stress
Molecular function (GO): heme binding; peroxidase activity; protein binding
Source: RefSeq, a predicted model, not a curated record
UGAGGUGCUUUGGGUUUCAGGAGUGGAAUGCGCAGGAGGCAACGAAACCGAUUUCUGGAAGCGCAGGAAAAUGUGAGCCUAGACCGGCGAAUUAGAACCCUGCCUGCCCUUUAGGGUUUGGCGAUAUUACCGGAUAAAAAGGAAGGCCGUUGUGCACUGGUUCAGUACAUCACGAAUCCUCUCGAGCUUCAGAAGGACAGUCAGCUCGGGGCCCGGAGGCCCGGGCUUACGUAACGUGCAGUGGAAGCCGCUUUGGAAAAGCUUUACACUUGCGUUCGGCCGCCUGCGGCGCACGCUCGUUUCCCGAAGCGGCUCCGGCGGGGACGAGCUUCUCCGCGGCCCUCGGGGGGUGCGGCGCCCCCUAGAGGCGGCGGGCGCCCCCCGCCCUGUAACGUGAUCUCCCUGCUCCUGGAUUGGCCAGAAGCGGCGUUUUCCCCGGGAGCCGCUCGUAGCUGGGCUCCCAAGCCGGGCUCCCCACGACGGGCCGUGCACGGCAGCCGCCGCCGCCACCGCCGCUUCGCUUCCGGCAGCGGAUGGAGCGAUGGCGCCCAGACUCCCCUGCUGGACCACUUGCUUCCUCCUGGUCGUGUGGUGCCCGCCCGCGCUCCCCUGCCCUCGCCGGUGCCUUUGCUCGAAGAGCACCGUCCGCUGCAUGCACUUGAUGCUGGAUCACAUUCCUCAGGUGCCGCAGCAGACCACAGUCCUAGACUUGAGGUUUAACAGAAUACAAGAAAUUCCUGGGAGUGUCUUCAAGAAACUUAAGAAUUUGAACACUCUUCUCCUGAACAACAACCAAAUCAGACAGAUUUCCAGAAAUGCUUUUGAAGGACUUGAAAAUUUACUUUAUCUGUAUCUGUACAAGAACGAAAUCCAUGCCCUCGACAAGCAAACCUUUAAAGGACUCAGAUCCUUGGAACAGCUCUAUAUUCAUUUCAACCAAAUAGAAACGCUACAGCCGGAGACCUUUGGAGACCUUGUGAAAUUAGAAAGACUGUUUUUGCAUAACAACAAAUUAUCGAAAAUCCCGGCCGGGAGCUUUUCUCAUCUGGAUUCAUUAAAGAGACUGCGUCUGGAUUCCAAUGCCCUAGUUUGUGACUGUGACUUAAUGUGGCUGGGGGAACUUAUGCAAGGCUAUGCCCGAAAUGGCCAAACUCAGGCUGCUGCUACAUGUCAAUAUCCCAGAAGGCUCCAGGGACGCUCCAUUGCUUCCGUAACCGUGGAGGAGUUCAACUGUGAGAGUCCCCGAAUUACUUUUGAGCCCCAGGAUGUGGAGGUAACAUCGGGGAAUACUGUCUACUUCACUUGCCGAGCGGAAGGAAACCCCAAACCGAAGAUUACUUGGAUACACAACAACCAUUCAUUGGAUUUGGAAGAUGAUACUCGACUUAACUUGUUUGACGAUGGGACACUCAUGAUCCGAAACACCCGUGAGUCGGACCAAGGUGAAUAUCAGUGCAUGGCCAGAAACUCAGCCGGGGAAGUCAAGACCCAGAAUGCCAUGCUCAGAUACUCCAGUCCUCCAGCCAAGCCUAGUUUUAUAAUCCAGCCCCAGGACACAGAGGUUUUAGUUGGCACGAGCACAACUUUGGAAUGUAUGGCCACGGGCCACCCACACCCCCGUGUUACUUGGACGAGGGGCAGCGGAGAGGCCCUGGAUGGAUCCAGGCACCUGGCUACUUCCGGAGGACUCUACUUGCAAAAUGUCACCCUGCAGGACCACGGUCGAUUUACCUGUCACGCCGACAAUAAUCAAGGCUCUGUCCAAGCCACAGCGAACAUAAUUGUACAAGCUCCUCCACAAUUCACGAGAAUUCCCAAGGAUCAAAUGGUGCUAGAAGGACAUUCUGUAGAAUUUCUCUGUGAGGCUGAAGGCAACCCACCUCCAAUAAUUGCCUGGACCAAAGCAGGGGGGCAGCUCCCUCAGGAAGGUCCACAUACAUUUCUCUCCUCUGGCACUUUGAGAAUUGACCACGCGGCACAUCAUGACCAAGGCCAAUAUGAGUGUCAGGCAGUCAGUCCAUUGGGAGUGAAAAAAGCGUCUGUCCAGCUGACUGUAAAACGCAAAGCUCUCCCAGUGUUUACUCAACUACCUCAGGACACGAGUAUACAGGUUGGCAAGAAUAUCAACAUUUCGUGUCAUGCUCGAGGAGAACCACAGCCCGUGAUUACUUGGAAUAAGGCAGGUGUUCAGAUUACGGAGAGUGGUAAAUUCCAUGUCAGUGGUGAAGGCGUGCUCACCAUCUAUGAUGCAGGGCAAGCCGACCAAGGAAAGUAUGAAUGUGUGGCUCGGAACUCAUUUGGCCGUGUUGCGGCCAACAUGUUUCUCACGGUCAUCGCAAUACAGGCUAGACAAGCUGGCGAUGACUUUGUUGAAUCAUCCAUUCUUGACGCGGUACAGAGGGUUGACAGUGCAAUUAACUCCACACGAAGACAUUUGUUUUCACAAAAGCCUCGCACCCCUGCUGAUCUGCUGGCUCAGUUUCGUUAUCCGCAUGACCCGUUUACUGUGGAGACAGCCAGAGCUGGGGAGAUUUUUGAGCACGCACUUCUGCUGAUCCAGGAACACGUGAAGCAGGGGCUCACUGUUGAUCUGGAAGGCAGAGAAUUCCGCUUCAACGACCUGGUGUCCCCGCGCUCCCUCAGCCUCCUCGCCAACCUGUCGGGCUGCACCGCGCACAGGCAGGUGCCCGACUGCUCGGACCUGUGCUUCCACCAGAAGUACCGAGCCGCGGACGGCACGUGCAACAACCUGCAGCACCCCGCGUGGGGCGCGUCGCGGACGGCCUUCGAGCGCAUCCUGAAGCCCGCCUACGAGAACGGCUUCAACCUGCCGCGCGGCGCGGGCCGCCAGCCCCUCCCGCCGCCCAGGCUGGUGUCCACGGAGCUGGCGGCCACGGCCACGGUCAGCCCGGACGACCGGUACACGCACAUGCUCAUGCAGUGGGGCCAGUUUCUGGACCACGACCUGGGCCACACGGUGCCCGCGCUGAGCACGGCGCGCUUCUCGGACGGGCGGCCGUGCAGCGCGGUGUGCACGAACGACCCCCCCUGCUUCCCCAUCCAGCUGCCCGACGGCGACCCCCGCCGCGCCCACGCGGCCUGCCUCUUCUUCGCGCGCUCCAGCCCCGUGUGCGGCAGCGGCGCGACGUCGCCGGCGACGAGCUCGGGGUACGCGCGCGAGCAGGCCAACCAGCUCACCGCCUACCUCGACGGCUCCAACGUGUACGGGAGCUCGGAGCGGGAGUCCCGGGCGCUCCGGGACCCGGCCGCGUCGCGGGGGCGCCUGAGGACCGGCCCGCCGUGGGCCCCCUCGGGAAAGCACCUGCUGCCCUUCGCGCCGGGCCCGCCCACCGAGUGCGCCGGCCGCAGCCCCUGCUUCCUGGCCGGGGACCACCGGGCCAACGAGCAGCCGGCGCUCACGGCCAUGCACACGCUGUGGCUGCGGGAGCACAACAGGCUGGCCGCGGAGCUGCGCGCCCUGAACCCCCACUGGGACGGAGACACCCUGUACCACGAGGCCAGGAAGAUCGUGGGCGCCGAGCUGCAGCACAUCACCUACAGCCACUGGCUGCCCAAGAUCCUGGGGGAGCCGGGCAUGGGGCUGCUGCGGGGGUACCGGGGCUACGACCCCCGUGUGAACGCGGGCAUCCUGAACUCCUUCGCCACCGCGGCCUUCAGGUUCGGCCACACGUUAAUCAAGCCGGUCCUGCAGCGGCUGAACGGCAGCUUCGGGGAGAUCCCCGAAGGCCACCUGCCACUGCACAAGGCCUUCUUCGCGCCGUCCAGGAUAAUCGAGGAGGGCGGGAUAGACCCCCUCCUUCGGGGGCUGUUUGGCACGGCGGCCAAACUGCGGGUGCCGUCCCAGCUGCUGAGCCUGGAGCUGACCGAGAAGCUCUUCUCCAGCGCCCGCUCGGUGGCCUUGGAUCUGGCGGCCACCAACAUCCAGAGGGGGCGAGACCACGGCAUCCCCCCCUACGCCGACUUCCGGGUGUUCUGCAACCUGAGCUCGGCGGAGAGGUUCGAGGACCUUCGGAACGAGAUUAAAGACGCAGGGAUUCGACAAAAACUGAAAAAGUUGUACGGCUCUCCAGGCAACAUCGACCUCUGGCCCGCCCUCAUGGUUGAAGACCUGAUCCCUGGUACGAGAGUGGGACCAACACUUAUGUGCCUGUUUGUUACCCAGUUUCAGCGGCUAAGAGAUGGAGAUAGGUUCUGGUAUGAGAACCCCGGAGUGUUCACCCCCGCGCAGCUCACUCAGCUGAGGCAGGCGUCCCUGGGCCGCGUGCUCUGCGACAACGGCGACAACAUUCAGCAGGUGCAGGCCGACGUGUUCGUGAAGGCGCAGUACCCGCAGGACUACCUGAGCUGCAGCGAGAUACCGCAGGUGGAUCUGCGCGUGUGGCAGGACUGCUGCGAAGGCUGUAGGAGCAGAGGACAGUUGAGAGCAUUCGCACAAGAGUCUCAAAAGAAACGCUCUGCUCAAUACAGCUAUCCUGACGAGCAAGAUAAGGACUUACGUGAUCUGAGUCGUGGGCAACAAGAUCACUUGUCCGUAGAUGACGAUGGUAGAAAUGUGACGUUUCUGGCAAAAACAGAGUUUGCCCAAGAUUUCAGCAAUUUUGCAGCAGAAAUUCAAAAAACCAUCAAAGCUCUCAGAGAACAGAUAAACAAGCUGGAGGCACGCCUCAGGCAGGCGGGAUGCACGGAUGAUGAAGGGAUUCAGAGGAGAGACCAGGAACGCUGGGUGAAAGACGACUGCGUUCGCUGUACGUGUAAGGCUUCCUUUUGCAUAGACUGGAGUGGAUGGCAGCCUAGUGGCUGCAGAACUGGGUUCACAGCAUCUUAGCCUGACCAGCACAGAAACUCUGCACCUGCUCAGGCCUGGACCCCUCGACUGCCGGGAGUACCAAGUAACUAACAAAGUCCACCGGGUAUUUUGUUCUUGUCGACUAACAAGCAACCUUCUGAAGAUUUUGCUCGGAGACGGAAGUUCCCAAUGAUCGUAUAAGUAGAGAAUGUUUUGCUUGACAUUGGCCCGUCCUUAAAGCGCGUUAUAGAUCAGAUUCUCUGCACCUUGAGAAGACAUCUCAAAAUAAAAGGGUGAGAGUCCGUUUCAGAAACUAAAGCAUCUCAGAUGUGAUCAGUGACUCAGAAAUCUCAUCCACCCUACCUCUUUUUUAAGACCUUUUUCAAGUUCAAAAGAAGAAAAGUAGUUCUGGGUGACCACCAAAGACAGUUUCGCUCACUUUUCCAGGGGGAGAUAUAUCAAUAAACCAGAUCAUAUUUGACCAUUUAAAAUUUUUAAAAAGUCUGAGGGGCGCCUGGGUGGCUCAGUCAGUUGAGUGUCCGAC